AUGGUCUGGCAGUUAUUCAGUGUUGAUUCGUCAUAUGUCAUCCCCACAACCGAUCUUGAAUGGCGUUGGUAUGAAACAGCUGUUGCUUUAUGCCCUUACACAGGCUGGCCCCUUGAGCCACUUUAUAUAAAUCUGGCGCGCUUUCUUGACAAGGUUAUCGUCCGCGCAUGUGUGGUUUCCAAGUCUGACAAAGUGGGUAGACUUAAAAGAGACCGAAAAGCUGAGAUGAUCAGAUCUCACAAGCUCCGAAACAUUGAGCUCGGUCACUAUCGCACCAUCAUUACUGUGCUGAUGCGAAUAUUUGACGUGGAGAAUGUGCAUGUGGACAUCGCAGCCAUCACUACUCGUCUACUGGAUCAUUUACCAAGGAGAUUAAAGAGACUGAGUAGCGAUUAUCCAAGGAUAAUCAGUUACCUUGAGUAUCUUGCUAAGGGAGGUUGGCGAACUCCUAAAGAGGAUCAGUUUAUUGCCAACAUUUACAUAUUGCGCUCGGGUUGCUUUGGCGAGCUCAAGAAUAAUGUAUUAGAGGCUCACGAAAGGGAAGAAUGGUCAAAGAUGAAGGAAUUCUGUCAAGAAAUUGUGGACAAACGCAAUUCUCUCGCUUCCUUUUGGCGUGUCAAAGCUAAAUCCUUGAAAGUUCAAAACUUCGAAGUCUACAAAGCCCUUCUACACCAGGAAUUCGGAGAAAAUAUUGGUAUGCUUACUAUGUGCAGAAAUUGGCAACUCAUUAAGCAAGUCCAGGGUGAUGCAGAGAGAUUGCGCGCUCCUUGGCAAGUCGGGCAGAAGGGAGAGUCCGCCAAUGAAGUUGAGCCUCGUAAUGAGGAAUUUAUCCAAGCGGUUUUGACAGGAGAAAACUCAGAGUUGUUCGAGAUGUCAGAUAUUGAGAUACCUGGUGAUGGGUUGAAUUUCGAAUCGAUAAAAGAUCUCAGCCUGGCUGCGAUUAUGAGCACGGAUAUGGAUAUCUCCUCUGAGGAUGCUUGCUAUUUGAUGAAUAUUCCAGUCCAAACGAUGCGCGUUUUCAUCAAGGCCCUUGUCCCGGAAUUUGUCUGGGAGGAUCUGGGGAAGAACUUUAAAAAGACUAUGCAGCAUUUGUUAGCUCUGCCUGCCACAAAUCAGGUGAAUAGUCGGCCUAGUGAGGCUCUUUUGGGACUGGGGGAGAGCAGGAAGCUGUAG
Messenger RNA from Penicillium verhagenii, 1173 nucleotides. RefSeq lists its product as uncharacterized. The record is from RefSeq and is a predicted model, not a curated record. Bases 1 to 1173 code for a protein of 390 amino acids. NCBI's taxonomy places the organism in Eukaryota, Fungi, Ascomycota, Eurotiomycetes, Eurotiales, Aspergillaceae. The transcript has a single exon.